CGGGUAGAGGCACCAUGGCCCACGGUGACCUGGACGAGGAGAGUCUGAAUGACCUCUACAGCUGGGUGGAUGGCAUCCCUCUCUCCCGCCCGAAGAGGAACAUCACCCGCGACUUCAGCGAUGGAGUUCUGGUGGCCGAAGUGGUGAAGUUCUAUUUUCCCAAAAUGGUGGAAAUGCACAAUUACGCUCCAGCUAAUUCCACACAACAGAAGCUCUCCAACUGGGGGCACCUGAACAGGAAAGUGUUGAGCAAAUUGAAUUUUUCCAUUCCCGAAGACAUCGUCCGGAAGAUUGCGCAAUGCACUCCUGGAGUGGUGGAAUUAGUACUGAUCCCGUUGAGACAGAAGAUUGAGGAGAAGCAGAAGCAAGCCAAGAUGUCCACCAACUCUUACCAGGACCUGGGCAUGCGCACCAUUGUGGAAGACAACAACUACAUGGAAACAGGCUACACUUCGAAGUCCAUGCCCGACAGCACCGGAGCUGACACCAAGGAGUCUCCUGGCUCAGAAAGGGUUCUCAAGGGCCAGCCAGGCUACCCGGUGCCUCUCCAAACGGAUACCAACCUGCGUCUGCACCUGGCCGAGCGGGAACAGGCCCUGCUGGCUUCCCAGGAGACCAUCCAGAUUCUGCAGAUGAAAAUCCGCCGACUGGAACACCUGCUGCACCUGAAGAACGUCCGGAUCGACGAUCUCUCCCGGCGCCUGCAGCAGGCGGAGCCCAAGCGGAAGUGAAGGCCCCCUCCCAGCUGUGGUUCUCCAGACCAUUUCCAUCCAUGCCAGGCUCCCCCCUGGUUCUUUGAACGCCCAACGCUUUUCUUUGCAGCCCUCCAGCCCGGCUGAGAUGUUGGAAGAAGACCCUCCGUGGAGUUCUUCUGGUUUCAAAGGGAAACCUUCGCCCAGCCAGCAGCCCCAGCUACUGUGCCCAGAGGAAAGAAGACCGGGUGACGUCCAGUCAGUCAGCCAUGUUCCCCAGGAGAGUCCAGGAGAAUCCAGGCCCUUCCAGUCCCCAUCUCCAGGCACCAUCGUGUCUGCCUCUUGGAGUUGCAGGAGAUCCCAGGAAAAGUCACCUUGCUUGUAUCGGUAGCCAACCAGGCAAGGGGGCUGCAAUUAUGGUUGAGAUAAGCUUUCUGGCAUCGAAGAAGAACAUUGGGAACAGUAAAAUCCUUAGCCAGGAUUUCCCCAGAUUUGGCUCUGUUGGGAGGCCAGAAGUUGGCUUGGAUUCUCAGCCUCUUCCUCCUCCUCCUCCUCCUCCUCCUCCUCCUCUUCCCUUUCUUCUGAAGUUCAGGCUCUUUGCAAACCACCCUACCUGUUGUUCUCCUUGCGGACUCUGGAAGAGAGAAGAAACCCUCUAGGAUGGCGGAGGAUGGAGUGAUGGGCAGCCGGGAGGACCGCAGAGUUUGGUCCUUUCCAAGAUGAAUUCUUGAGCUCCAUCUAAAGGAGGAAAAUCCAGAGUGGGGGUGGGGGAGAGGUAUUGUGUCCUCCCUAAGAAAUGCACCACCCAGCUAAUACAAGGAUUCAGGAAUCUCCUUCUCCAGUGGGUUGAGGUCCCCCUACCAUUCCAGGUUCCUUCUGACCUCUUCUCCCUUCCCCACCAUCAGGCACCCAAGCCGGUCCCAGAACUACCUCACCUUCCCCAGUUCCAGCCGAGGAAUGCCUCCUGGAGGCAUCUCCGGGGCUUUCCUUCCGAGGUGCUCCCAGGUGGGCUUCAAAGCUUUUGCGUGACUUCAGUUGCCUUUCUUGAAUCUUUGAUCUUGCAUGCACAAUCCCUAGCACCAACCCAACGGACCAGAACCCCCCCACCCAAUCCCCGUUCUGGCUUCCUGCGGGCGAGGGGGUGUCUUGUGAAGAGACAGACUGAGGUGCGCUGUGUGGCCAUGAGAUGAAUGAAGGCAUGUCCCAGAGAAGAUCCCCCCCCUCCCACAAGUCCCCCCUGUAGAGCUCAGGAGCAAAAUAUGGUGUGAGAGUGACUGCCCGUUUGAGCCUGGUUUUUGAGCCUAAGUGUGCUUUUUCACGCACCCAAAUUCACACAGUGGCUCUUUUGAAAAGUGUGGACUCACCUUUCCUUUGUCUCCCCUUCUCCCUGAAUCUCCAAGAUACGAGGUGGUCGCUUCCAUCUCCACCUUGAAACCUAGAAGAGAAUUUGUGUGUGUGCGCGGUGCGGUAGAGGGCUAGAGCGGGGUCCAACAUCUGGACCAGUGAUUCCCAAACUGUGAGCCGCGGCUCCCCAGGGAGCCGCGCUAUCGUCAUGGGGGCGCCGCGGAAUAUCUGCGCCCGCUGGGUCCGGCGCUGAUGCGCCAUUUCUGGGGCGUCUGGUGCGCAUGCGCAGUUGCAGGUCGGAUUUCCGGGGAGCCGCGGGCGCGUCUGGUGCGCAUGCGCAGUUGCAGGUCGGAUUUCCGGGGGAGCCGCGGGCGAAAAAGAUUGGGAACCUCUGAUCUGGACCAUUAAAAGUGCCUUUGAACGCUGUGUACCCAGCGAGAAGGCUUGGACCCGGGCUCCGUUGGUCAUUUGGAACGGUUUAGGACGAAGGUCUGGGAAGACGAGGCUAGCCUUGCUUUGAUCUUGGCCAUCCCGGGUCCUUCUCCCGAUGAUGUUCUCCUCCUCCUUCCCAAAGGCCCCCGCUGAGAAGCCCAUCAACGCAACUGAGAAGCACCUACAGCAGGAAGGGACCUCCUCACGUCAUCUUGUCAUCCUUUGCACUUUCCAGAGCAGGGGUCUCCAACCUUGGCAACUUUAAGCCUGGCGGACUUCAACUCCCAGGAAGCCCCAGCCAGCAAAGCUUCCUCCAGGCUUAAAGUUGCCAAGGUUGGAGACCCCUGUUCCAAAGGACAACCUUGCUGAGGUGCCAGCACGAGGUGUGAACAUUCCCACAACCGUGGUCGGAGCUGCUGCUGCACAGGAAGAGAAGGGGGACGGGGGAGGGAGUCCUUGGAAGAGAGGAGAUAAUAGCCCACCUUCCCCAAUCUUACUUCGUCCUGGGGGGAGCUGAGAAUGAAGUCAUUCACUUUGGGGUCUUCACAAAGAUGAAAGGAGGAAGGGUCAACAUAUAUUGGAGCUCUUGAGUCAUUCCCUCAAAGCAGGGUUAGCAAAGAUGUAACCAAGGUGUCCUACGACGUAGCCACAUGAAGACUUCCAAUGGUGGUGCUUUAGUGCCUUCUGUACACAUUUGCUUCCACCGGGAUCUCCCGUGGAUCCCUUUGGCUUCGUUCUCUCCAUUGCUCCCACGUGGCCCUGCUUAAAGUACCCCCAGGUGCCUUCAACUGAGCUCAGGAGGGUCUCUUGGCCCUGUGUCGGUUUUAGGGGUUACCAUAAAAACUCUCAGGGUUUGGUUGUCACCAUUUGGCCUUCGUAAUUCAGGGUCCGGCCAAGCUUUGGAUGCCUGCUGGGGUCGCUGCCUCUCUUCCGAUGAUCUUUUCCUGCGAUGGGACGGACUGAGGGGGGGUCUCAAGGGUCGGUCUCUGUGAAAUGCCCGGAUGCUACAAAUUCCUGCCAGAAGAAAGAAUCGAGGCGAUCUCUUGAGAAAGGGACUGGCUUAUGCUUCUAAAUGCUCAUUUAUCCUGGCUAAGCCACUCCGGGGAGAUUUCUUGGGGGGGUGGGGGCUGUCUUGAGCUUGGGCAGGUGUGCCAGAAAACAAAACAAAACAAAAUAAGGUAAAUAAACAAACAAAAAGCCAGAGGGUGUAAUAACCUGAGCUGGACGGCAGAGGGCGGCUUUAGCUGAGUUUACCGAUUGCAAAACCUCUUGGCAAUGCAGUUAUGGGGCCAAUUAGCGGCUUUUGUGGGGGGCCAGCCACUAUUUUUCGGCACGAUCACACGGCUUCCUGCUCUAAAGGUAGUUUCUGUCUGC
Ahaetulla prasina is the source of this 3842-nucleotide messenger RNA. RefSeq names its product sperm flagellar 1 (gene SPEF1). The transcript has 7 exons. Gene Ontology annotation, cellular component: axoneme. Lineage: Eukaryota; Metazoa; Chordata; Lepidosauria; Squamata; Colubridae. Gene Ontology annotation, molecular function: microtubule binding. Gene Ontology annotation, biological process: regulation of cytoskeleton organization. The record is from RefSeq and is a predicted model, not a curated record. Bases 15 to 731 code for a protein of 238 amino acids.